Messenger RNA from Culex pipiens pallens (northern house mosquito), 1035 nucleotides. RefSeq lists its product as uncharacterized. The record is from RefSeq and is a predicted model, not a curated record. Bases 508 to 1035 code for a protein of 175 amino acids. NCBI's taxonomy places the organism in Eukaryota, Metazoa, Arthropoda, Insecta, Diptera, Culicidae. The transcript is spliced from 3 exons.
AAGUGAAGUAAUCACGCAACGUGGACUGCAUGCAAACGCCAGACUCGGUGGUCGGUGGUCAAAAGGAAAGGCACGGGGUGACAUUUGGGUGGCCGGAAUCGAUACCAGCGGGUUUCCAGCGUGGACCGUCGUUCACCGCGACCGUCUCUCAUUUGUGGAAAGGUCCUCGCCGGUGAAGGAAGUCUAAUUCGGAGUAACAGAGUGCCUCGAAAGAAACAUUUCCGGAAGUUUGUGGAACUCGUCGGAAGUAACAGUGGUGCCACCUGCCAAGGGUUCAGAAAUAUGCUGUUGGUGUUGGGAGAAAAAAGUGCUGAAUAAUCCAAAACAGGAAGUCCCAGCUGGGAGUGGCCUUAGGUGUAACAGCAAAGGUCACAGAUUGUGGCGGAAGAGUGAGAAAUGUGCUGUCGUGGUUGACCAACGGCGGGUUCCAUAUCGGUAAUUGCGAAUCCUGCAAGCAAGCGAAAACAACUAGCCCCAACUAGCGCAAGUGUUCAUGGAAUUGGUACGAUGGAUCUGAUAUCGCUACCUCCGUGCUCCCGACGACUGGACUCUGGGAAAAUGCUAGCUAAUGGCGUGGAACAGAGUGGCGGACUAUCGCCAACGUCCACCACUAUCAAGAUAUCGACAACGUACUUGAAGACCCCCGUCAAAACGGACCAGGAAAUCCUGGAAAACUCCAUGCUGGAGGAUGAUCCCAACUCGAACACAAUUAUCACUUGUCACAACAGCAUCAGCGGCAUCAACGGCAGUAAUUCCCCCCUGGACGCCAGCGCAGACUCGACCAACUGUGCGGCCAACGGCCCCCCGAACGGCACCAGUUGCCACAACGGCACCGACGUGCUCGAAAAACGACCCCGGUGGGGACCCCAACACAAGGGCGCCCAGGAGCUGGCCAAGCUGUACAGCAGUGGUGAGUAUCGCGCACUCUGUUUAUGGAGUGUGGCCAGGUGGCCCGCGGUCACUCCCCCCCUCGCGAAAUGUGGUCCAACAGGAAUGCUGUCCACCGAAAUCGAUGUAAUUGUCCAGGCCUGCUAA